Messenger RNA from Sceloporus undulatus (fence lizard), 1204 nucleotides. It is a transcript of the gene RSRC1, whose product is annotated as arginine and serine rich coiled-coil 1. The transcript has 10 exons. Gene Ontology annotation, cellular component: nucleus; cytoplasm. The coding region runs from base 112 to 1101 and encodes 329 amino acids. Gene Ontology annotation, biological process: alternative mRNA splicing, via spliceosome. Lineage: Eukaryota; Metazoa; Chordata; Lepidosauria; Squamata; Phrynosomatidae. The record is from RefSeq and is a predicted model, not a curated record.
CCUGUCUCGUGCGCAGUCAGAGGAAUAGGGGAGGGGUUUAGUGGGAGCAGAAGAAGGCGCUGAGCUCAAACUACGGAAGCUCGGCGGGGACGCCCUCGCGAGUUUCAUAACAUGGGUCGCCGGUCGUCAGAUACUGAAGAAGAAAACAGAAGCAGGAGAAAAAAGAAACACCGUAGAAGAUCAUCAUCAAGCAGUUCUUCUGACAGUAGAACUUACAGCCGUAAGAAAUCAGGAAGGAAGUCAAGAUCACGGUCUCGGGAUCUCCAGUUUCGUUCACAUUCAUAUGAAAAGAGGCGCAGACAUCGAUCUAGCAGCAGCUCAUCAUAUGGAUCCAAGAGAAAACGGAGCCGCAGCCAAUCAAGAGGGCGAGGAAAAUCAUAUCGGUCUCAGAGAUCAAGAUCAAAGAGCAGAACAAGAAGAUCACACUCCAGACCCCAACAACGUUCUUAUAGCCGAAGUAGCGAAAGAACCAGUCAUAGAAGAAGUCGCAGUAGAUCUCGUGACAAAGAAAGACGUAAAGGCAGAGAUAAAGAGAAGACAAGAGAGAAGGAGCGAGCCAAAGGGAAAGAGAAGGAUCAGCAUUACAGUAAAAGUGGGGAUGCUGGAAACAUCAAAGCUGGAUUAGAACAUCUGUCUGCUGCAGAACAGGCCAAAGCUAGAUUGCAGUUGGUUCUUGAAGCUGCUGCUAAAGCUGAUGAGGCAUUAAAAGCUAAAGAGAGAAGUGAAGAAGACGCAAAGAAGAAAAAGGAAGAAGACCAGACCAGUCUUGUGGAGCAAGUGAAACGAGUGAAAGAAACUGAAGCAAUUGAAAGUGACUCCUUUGUUCCACAGACAUUCAGAUCAAGCAAGGAAGUCAAAAAGACAACAGAACCUGUUGAAGUCAAGACUGAGCCUGCAACAGCAGAAGUGGGUAGUGCUGGUUCAGCUAUUACUGAAAAAGAAACACUGACUGGAACUAUUCCUAAAGCUAUCAAAUACCAAGAUGAGAACUCAUUAGCUCACCCUAAUCUGUUUGUGGACAAAGCAGAAGCAGAAGAAAGAUGGUUGCAGAGGCUGAUUGCUCUUCGACAAGAAAGGCUAAUGGGUAGCCCUGUGGCAUGAGUAAAUGAAAUUGUCUACAGUAUUUCCCUGUCUUGUCUGCUGUAAAAUUUCCAUGGUAAAAUUGGAUAAGUGUCCAAGUAAAUACAGUCUAUGCUAAAAGAAA